AUGCUAUUGGCUCAUGCGCUCCGGGCUAUCAAUAGAAGGUGUUGGAGCACCAACGAACGUUCCGUGUCAUCUCAGCCCUCUCGAGCGCUCACCAUUACAUGCCAAGGCAAGCCCAUUAACCGCGAAGAGUUAUUUAAAUACACGAAUGGACGUUUCCUGGCCAACGAGAAAAAGGCUCUUGAUCGCAGAUAUGUAAAUUUCGAUGUCGAUCGACUCUGCGCGGUAGCCGCCUCUACUGGCGGCCAACAUUCGCCUGUCUGUGCAAUUGAAAAGCUGGAAGGCGGCUUCAGCAAGGCACUCCUUUUGUGUAAGGAGGAUGGAAGCGAACUUAUUGCGAAAAUACCGUUCUCCAUCGCUGGGCCGCCGAAGUAUACCACAGCGUCUGAAGUGGCUGUUCUUCAAUAUCUUCAUGCGCAUACUCAAGUUCCGGUUCCGAAAGUUCUAGCUUGGAAUUCUGAUCCAUCAAACCCCGUUAGUGCUGAAUAUAUCAUGAUGGAAAAGGCUCCUGGAAUACAGCUAUUCAAGAUAUGGGCUGAAAUGAGUGAUUGGGAUCAAUUGUGCGUCGUGAAGCAAUUAACAAAGCUUGAGGGCGAGAUGACUGAAAUUCGCUUCCCUGCCAGCGGAAGUCUUUACCUCCGCGAGUCUAUGGUAGAUGACAACAAAUAUGUCGCUUUGGAUCGUGGAGUAGACCCUUCUGGGCAGUUUUGUAUAGGGCCAUCUUGCGAGCGAGGGUGGUAUGCUCCAGCCAAGAUAGCGUCUGUGCAUUCUCGUCUCAACCAAGGACCCUGGCCAGAUUUGUCUUCUUUCGGUAUUGCGCUUGUUGACCGGGAGAUUGCGCUCCUAAGACAGAACUUGACGACUGCUACCUCUGGCCCACCCUGUGGAUCCUUCGAGGAACAAAUCGCCGUUCUAAAAUCGACCAAAGAGGCUAUGUCUAGGUUGAACGAGUCUACAUUCAUCAACAAGGUCUCUGAGCCAGUCUUGUGGCAUACCGAUCUCCACAUGGGCAAUAUUUACGUGUCUGAAGAAAAUCCAGCCAACAUCGUCUCGCUUAUUGACUGGCAGUCGAAUGUAGUCUCGCCUUUAUUUUUACAAGCCCGCUUCCCAGGAUUUUUGCCAAUUGAAGAAUACUACUCCCUUGGCACUACUGAGCUCCCAAAGCUACCACAAAACUAUGACGAGAUGGACGCAGACGAUAAAGAAUAUGCGGAGUAUAAGUUAAAGGAAGCUAAGUUAGCAAAGGUGUAUGAACUUAGCAGCGCAUCUGAAAACAACCAGGCAUACAAAGCCUUGCGCAUACCAUCAUUUGUACGAGAGCUCUUCAUCAGGUGUGGAGAGGUCUCAGAAGAAGGCAUAGUACCACUUCGGGCCUGUCUUAUUGAGAUUUCCAAGACGUGGACCGAUCUAGGCUUCAUCGACCAGUGCCCAGUCAGUUUCAGCGAGGACGAUUUGCAAAGGCACGAGCGGCAGUUCCAAGAAUAUCGUGAUUAUCACAAAAUACACGAGCUGGCCAGGAAGAUACUUGGCACCGAUUUCGAGGGCUGGAUUACACCCCAGGUUGACUUCGCGACAAAACAACAGCAGAACGAGGCGCUGCUCCAAGAGAUCAUGCGAAGAAGCGCUGAGUACAACAAAUCUCCAGAGGAGAUUCGGAGAAUUUGGCCAUAUCUGGAACGUUCACAGACUUAACAUUAGUCAUUUUGGAUUACGCUUCACAUUACCAUCGAUAAGUCGCUUAGCCCCUACGCGUUUGCUAU
This is a messenger RNA of Lindgomyces ingoldianus, 1757 nucleotides long. RefSeq lists its product as uncharacterized. The transcript is spliced from 4 exons. The coding region runs from base 1 to 1689 and encodes 562 amino acids. NCBI's taxonomy places the organism in Eukaryota, Fungi, Ascomycota, Dothideomycetes, Pleosporales, Lindgomycetaceae. The record is from RefSeq and is a predicted model, not a curated record. Gene Ontology annotation, cellular component: mitochondrion.